Chara braunii is the source of this 2813-nucleotide messenger RNA. The record is from the annotation of a GenBank genome assembly. Lineage: Eukaryota; Viridiplantae; Streptophyta; Charophyceae; Charales; Characeae.
CUGGUCUGAAUAGAACCGCGAUUCGCGCGAACAGAACUGAGAUUCCCGCAUUCAUUCAUUCAUUCACACAUAUCGUGUUUUUUUUUUCUCUUCUUCUUCUUUUGGCGGCAAGUGUGAAACAGAACAGACCAGAAUGGUGUGAUCUCUUUCUCUCUCCCUCUCCCUCCCACACUUAUCCAUUCCGUAUCCAUCAUAUCAUCUGGAGGCGAGCCGAGCCAGCCUUCCUUCUCUCCUGCGUUCCUAUACAAUCUCUUCUCUUCCUUGUGUGUUCGUGGAAUUACAGUAUGAUGCAGUCGCAAACGUCAACAAUCAUGGAGGAGAGAAAGGCUAUGGCUAUGGGAGGAGGAGGAGGAGGAGGAGGAACGAUGAUCGGCCCUCCUAUCCUGAACAUCAACGGCGAUUGCUCACGGGGAUCGCGAAGUGUGGAGUGCUUUGAGAAGCUGGAGUUGAUUGGUGAAGGCACCUACGGUCAGGUAUACAAGGCGAGAGAGCGGAAGACGGGGGAGAUUGUGGCGCUGAAGAAAGUGCGCAUGGAGAAUGAGGAGGAAGGCUUUCCCAUCACUGCAAUCAGAGAGAUCAAAAUUUUGCAAAAGCUCCGUCACGAGAACGUUAUCCGUCUCAAAGAGAUUGUCACUGCCAAGGCAACUGAGAAGGGAAGCAUCUACAUGGUCUUUGAGUACAUGGACCACGAUCUGAAGGGACUUGCCGAUCGACCUGGGAUGAGGUUUAGCAUCCCUCAGAUCAAGUGCUACAUGAAGCAGCUCCUCAAGGGCCUUCAUUACUGCCAUGUUAAUGGGGUCUUGCACAGGGAUAUAAAGGCGUCGAAUCUGUUGAUAGACAACAAAGGGGUGCUGAAGCUGGCAGAUUUCGGACUGGCGAGGUCGUUUUGUAGGGACAUUCAUGCAAAGAUGACCAACAGGGUGGUGACGUUAUGGUACAGACCGCCUGAGCUAUUGAUGGGGGCCAAUAAGUAUGGGCCGUCGGUGGACAUGUGGUCGGUGGGGUGCGUGUUUGCAGAGCUGCUGACGGGUAAGGCGUUGUUCCCUGGGGAGAGGGAGGAGGACGUGUUGCACUUGAUCUUCCACACGUGCGGGUUUCCAGACGAAUCCACGUGGCCGGGGGUGUCCAAGAUCCAGCUGUACAACAGGUACAAGCAGGACAAAGCGUACAAGGGGAAGAAACUCAUCGACGCGCUGAAGCAGAACAACGUGCUGGAAAGCUCCGCUCUCAAGCUUGCGGAGAGAUUGCUAACCCUCGAUCCCGACAAGAGACUAUCUGCUAAAGAUGCAUUGGAUUCAGACUACUUUUGGACUGAUCCGAUGCCGUGCGAUCCGGGCAGGGAAACGUUGAGAAGAGCAGCGGUGGAGAAUGGUGAUGGGUGCUGGAGGCCACGGGGUGGUGGCUUUCUUGAAGACGUGUGGCCAUUCCGAGUGGCUGCUUCGUGGAACCAUGCAAGUUGUAGUCGAGCAAGCUCUGCGCUGGGAUGCUCGGGAAAGGCAACCACUUGUCACUCCAGGGUUUCCACAUUGGUGCCAGGAGGGUGUAGUGAUUUUUGGUGUGAUGAUGACGUAUAUCUUGCACCGUGCGCGAGGAAAGUGCUGUCCUCUGUGCCGUCGCACGGAGAAAGGGAAAAGUUGAAGGCGCGUCGAUAUGCGAAACGGGAAUCACCGCUUGGCGGCUUUAGAUUUUUUGUGACUGAUCGGGGAAGAGGAGCAACUUUUCAGCACUCACAAGCCGCCGGCCGCCGCUUGUGUCAGAUCUCCUGUGUCGAGGUGUAGUUAGGAGGGAUACCAGACCAGACGUGGCGGGGAUGAUCUUGCGGCGGGGGUUGAAGUUGUGGAAGGAGAGAGAACGACGUUAGGCGAGGUAAUGGCUUUGGUGAAAAUGAGGAGGUACCCACAGUUAAACGAAGGCGCAGGAUAGAGAGGGAUGAUGAAUGGGAUGUCUGAGAGAAACCAUCCGUCUCUUUUGUCAUCAUCGGGGAAAACAUUGGCUUGGCUUGAGAUAGGGAGAGAUGCAGUGUGCAUCAGUGGUUGACUUUUGUUUUUUUCUAAUGUGUUCUUUUCUCUUGUAGAUGACUCAGUGGUGAUGGUGACAGGGAAGAGAGAGGGUACUUGCAAUUGAGAACAACAAGGGAGAAGGGAGAGAGAGGAAGGGGAGACAAGGGAGAAGGGAGAGAGAGGAAGGGGAGACAAGGGAGAAGGGGAGAAAGAUGGGAGUAGUGGAUGGUUGAAUGAUGGACCAUGGUGAUGGUGCCAAGAAGAGGUGGGAGAGGUGGGUCUGGAAGAAUUGAGGGAGGUGUGUGUGUGUGUGUGUGUGUGUGUGGAGAGAGAGAGAGAGAGAGAGAGAGAGAGAGAGAGAGAGAGAGAGAGAGAGAGAGAGAGAGAGAGAGAGAGAGAGAGAGAGAGAGAGAAGGCGGGAAUGGAGAGUGUACAUAUGAUUUUGUUUGGAGGGAGGUUCCGUACGUUUCUGACGAGAUUGUUGACGGAUAGGGUAGUUUUGAGUAGGAGGUUUUUAAGCUUUUAGAUGUGCUGAUCUGCGCCGUGGGCUGGGAAGCAGAUCGGACCGGGAAGCGGAUGGGGCCAGAAUCGGAUGGGACCGGAAUCGGAUGGGAGUCUGUCUGUCUGAUUGCGGCAAUGGACGACCUUGAUGACGAUUCCGUGUUCAGAAUGUGUUCAAGCAGAGACUGCAAACAAGUUAGUUGACAAGGAAAUGUUGUUCUCGGUCCAAAUCGAUGUGAUGGAUUGUCCUAGUGUUCUCCUGUGAUUAAAGAGCAUUAUUCAUUUUAGAGCAAAUAAAAACAGAGCUUUGAG